AUGUGUUCUGACAAAGCUGCAUCAUGGAAGCGAUUCCCAAUUGGCGAACUCGCGAGGAAGCGAAAACUUUUGAAAGAAAAUUACAUUGCAGCUGAUGUUAAACGUGCAGAAUUGGCAAACGAACUAGAUUCUGUUCAACAUGACAUUGAUAAAAUGUCGAAAAGGAUUGAUUGCCAUCAAGAGAAGUUAGCUGAUCUAAGUCUAAGUGAGAAGGAGUUGUCUGAAAAACGAAGGCGACUCGAACCAAAAACAUUUGCAGGCUUUUCAAAAAGGAAGGAAACAAUGAGACAGAUGACACCAUCAAAGUUAUGUGCUGACAACUCUGAGAAGCUAUGCUUGGAAAUACCAGUAAGGUCUGCCCAAAGAAGACGUAAAGAAACAUUAGACGCCUCUAAAGUUAUUCAUGGAAGCAGUGAAGGUGAAAAAGCUGCCCUUGAUGGUUUAUGGGUGACAUUCAUCAAUGAAUGUUCCAGAAAACAACUCCAUUCAUAUGUUGAGGCAUCACCCAAAAUGCAAAAGAUUAUUCCAAUGGUAGUUAAAACCAAAACUAAAGAGUAUGAAGAGAGUCACAGUAACUUGGUAAGAAGCUUGAAAGUCCUUUACACAAAAGGACUUCUCUCAAAGGAAAAAUACAAAGCUAUAUGUCGAAGCAUUAUUUCAGUACAAUGCACAGAAUCAUCUCCUUCAGUGAGCAGUGCAAAACUUGUAUAUUAUGAUAAGCUUAUUGCAUUUGUUAAGUCUGUCGACAUUGACAAUAUCAAAAACUUUUCUGAUGACUUCUGUCAAGGCUUAGAGGCCUUUGAAGAUCCAGUCAGUGGGUCUUAUAGAGAUUUGUGUAGUUACCUUUUAGUAUUAGCAGAGUUGUAUAUCUUAAUUGAUCAAGCAUUAGGGCCUGACUCAUUCCUUAGGCAUUUUGGAAGUCUCCCAAUAUAUCACUUUAGGAUUGCAUUAGGGGCUGAUGGUGCUCCUUUCGGCAAGGAGGAAGAGGCUACAGCAUGGCUUGUCUCUUUCAUUAACGCAGCAAAACACAUUCAAAGUGAAAAUGAAAAUUUUAUCAUAUGUGGGGCAAACUGUUCUGAAGGCCACAUUGGUAUGCCAAGGUAUGCUAAAAAGUUAGUGAGUGAAAUUUCAGAUAUAGAAAAGCAAUCUUACACUGUUGCUGGUUACUUAGUAAGAUUUUCCAUAGAACUAAUCCCCAGUGACAUGAAAUGGCUUUCCAUUAUGUCAGGGGAACUUAAUAAUGCUGCGUACUAUUUUUCUCCGUUUGGGAAUGUAAACGAAAGUAACAAAGCUACUACAAAUGGGUCUUUAGGCAAAGAUUCUGCUUGCACAUGGCACCCAUGGGAUUACAAUGAGCGCAUUAAAUCUGCUGAACUUGUUGCCAAUAAAAGGGAGAGCUUAAAUCAAAGUAAGCUGUCUGAUGCAAACAAACGAAAUAAGCUUUUGAAUUUCAUUAAAGAGCAUAAUUCUAGACAAGAGCAUAAACCCAUCUUAGGCAACCUUAUUGAUAAUGGAUUUGCAGAGCCACUCCACAACAGUAACAAUGGUUGGGGUAACUUACAUAAUAUAAUGUUGGAAAUUGUUAUAGCUAAGUCAAAGAUCCCCCCUACUGUCACAGAACUUGAUAGUUUACCUAGUGAAUGCAAGUUUAUUGUUUUUUUAACAAUACUGAAAGACACCUUACAUGUCACCAGGCUAGUUAAAAAGCUAAGGCACUGGUUUAAGGAAGGUCGAAAGAAGUCUUUCAGUUAUCGGUUCACUGGAAAAGAAACAAAACAAUUUUGCCAAAAAUUUGCAUUUAUUAUGCAUUGCCUUAGUGAUAAAGAUGACCCCCCCGAGGUGAAACAGAAAAUUUCAGCCUUGAAUUACUGUUGCAUACAGCUUCGAGAUGCUACUGCCUACUAUUCACGUGUUCUCAUUAAGGAAGACGAAAUUGAAAAAUGUAAACAGGCAUGUCAAUGUUUCUUUAAUAUAUAUGCACUUAUGUUAAGGUCAGUUACACCAACAGUAUGGACAAUAGGGUAUGCCAUACCAACACAUUUAGAAAUUCUGUAUCAGAGAUAUGCAAUGGGUUUAGGCAUAAAUAGCAUGCAGGGAAGGGAGGCGAAGCAUGUUCGUCUCUCCCAAUUUGCUAAACACUCGACAAAAACUACCCGGUGGGCCAUGGUUUUGCGGCAUGAUUUCAUUGCCAAUGUUUGGAUCCGCAAGCAAGAUCCCACUUAUACUACCUAUACAAAGUAUGAGCAUUGUUACAUACCUAAAGAAAUAGCCUUAGAUACCUUCUGCUACUGUGGUUUUCCUUUGGAACAACAAGUUAGAGAGUGUUGUAUUUGUUCUUCGCCCUUGCAUAAAGCAAUUACUAGGAGUGCUAUAUCUGGAGCUUUAGAAAAUACACUGAUUACAAGUACAGCGUAAAGUUGGCUUUACAUGUUGACACCCAUAU
This is a messenger RNA of Dendronephthya gigantea, 2443 nucleotides long. RefSeq lists its product as uncharacterized. Bases 1 to 2415 code for a protein of 804 amino acids. Lineage: Eukaryota; Metazoa; Cnidaria; Anthozoa; Malacalcyonacea; Nephtheidae. The transcript is spliced from 3 exons. The record is from RefSeq and is a predicted model, not a curated record.